This is a messenger RNA of Solea solea (common sole), 1550 nucleotides long. Its product is annotated as cytochrome c. The coding region runs from base 178 to 492 and encodes 104 amino acids. The record is from RefSeq and is a predicted model, not a curated record. The transcript is spliced from 3 exons. Gene Ontology annotation, cellular component: mitochondrial intermembrane space. NCBI's taxonomy places the organism in Eukaryota, Metazoa, Chordata, Actinopteri, Pleuronectiformes, Soleidae. Gene Ontology annotation, biological process: mitochondrial electron transport, ubiquinol to cytochrome c; mitochondrial electron transport, cytochrome c to oxygen. Gene Ontology annotation, molecular function: electron transfer activity; heme binding.
GCCCAGCACGUGAUUGGGUGGUGACGUCAAAAACCGGUACCUCCACACCAAGUGACCUUCUUUACGCCCGUCAGGGAGACCGUUAAACGGAGGAGAGAAGAAGCGACUACGGACGGCGUGGAUCUAACUCGAAACAUCGUAACUUAAAGUUUGUCCUAUCUCUCAUAUCUGCUGACGAUGGGUGACAUUGCAAAGGGAAAGAAGGCUUUUGUCCAGAAGUGUGCCCAGUGCCACACAGUAGAGCAGAAUGGCAAGCACAAGGUUGGCCCCAACCUCUGGGGUCUGUUCGGUCGCAAGACCGGGCAGGCUGAUGGCUUCUCGUACACAGAUGCCAACAAGAGUAAAGGUAUCGUGUGGGGUGAAGACACCCUGAUGGAGUACCUGGAAAAUCCCAAGAAAUACAUCCCGGGAACCAAAAUGAUCUUUGCUGGCAUCAAGAAGAAGGGAGAGCGCCAGGACCUCAUUGCAUACCUUAAAUCUGCAACAUCGUGAACAAGUCCUAAGAAGACUAUAUAACGUUAUUUUAUUUUUUGUUUAUUUUCAGGCUUGUCCAUGAUAAAUGAGUUUCUAUGUUUAGUCAGUUUGUGGAGACAUCUAAAUGGUUUUAAAUAGUAAAAAAAAGUGGGACUUAUUGUGAGUUCACAGUUAAGCGUCCCUCCACCUGUAUGGUCAGAUGAAUCAGUCUUUCAAGUGGCCAAACAUAAAAACUACAGUCUGUCUUUGUGAAUCUAUAUUUUGGUUUAAAGGAAAAGAAAAAAUAAAUGAAUAACCUUAUCUAUAAUUGCUCGCUGUGAUGUGUCACCUGACCUGUCACUUAUUCUGAUUUCCAUGACAAUGUGUAGUACUUUCUGCUAGCCAAGCCAUCUUCCAUCAAGCUAAUUCUAAAACUGUAAAAUCCAAAGGUUAUCUCAUAUCAGUUGCAUCAUAAUGGUACAGAGGAUAGAUGUAGUUGCUGGUUAAAUGCUGGUUAAAUGGUGCUUAUACUCGAUCUACGCCAAGCGGAGUUUCUGAUCUUUUUACAAAUACUGAUGGAGUGAAUGUUUUCCAUCUUUCUCUUGUCUGUUUUUAAAUGUUGACCAUCAGAAGCCUCCACUUGUCAGUAAUGCUCUGCAGGUUCCUCAGACUUCAUAUUCUUUACCACGAUGUGACUCCUUGCAGCUAAGAAUUGUGGGUUUGAGAUACAGUCGAUAUGAAUGCCUUCAAACUGACCACUACUACGCUGUGAAAUCAGCAGACACACAAUCACCAUGCCUAACAAUGUUGUGUAAUUACCGGUACUGUAUACUUUAAGGAACAAACUACCAAGGGCAUCAUCUGGACUGAAGAAAGAUUGUUGUUAUUUACCUGGUUUCACAGGCCUGAAAGAAUAUGAUUUUAACUUAUUUUAUUGUAAACUGAAUCUGUAAAGUAUUUUUGAUGGAAUUGUCUGUUGUUCCGGUAUACACAGCAAUAUACUGUAUGCACAUGCACAAGUAUGACAAUGUGGUAGAUAUUUUGCGUGGUUGUGGACAGGAUGCUUAAAGGGUCAAUUAAAAGAAAACAUCCAGAAA